GCUUUCACAGCGAAGCAGCAGCCAGCAGCACGCUGCUUCCCUCUGUCGACUGAAAUUGUGUAAUACAACAAUACACGCAAUUCGAUACAGUAAACAUUUAAACGUCACUUCCUGCUAUAUUUAAGCUGGAAAACCUACAUCAACUGCUUAAUUGUAAAAAACGAUUGAUCGGCCAUUACGGUUAUCUAUAACAAACGCAAUUCCCAAGGACUACUCGCUGAAAUUGUUUCCAUAUAGCCUGCUGAGUUUGUCGUGAACCGCCCUGCUGUAGCCUAUUUGCAACUGCGAUGAAGGGACCCAACGCAGAAACCGAACCAGUGGAGGAGGCCAGUUCAUCACCCGACAACGAGGAGCUUCCGCCUUAUCUGCGGGAGGACCCCCCAGAAGGGCCGGAGAAGGACCACCCGAAGGCGGAGGCGGGCGUGAUCUGGAGGGUGACGGGCGGCCUGUUCAACAUGACCAGGGGCGCGGUGGGCGCCACCCUGGGGGGCGUGGCCUGGGUGGGCAGCAAGAGCUUCCAGCUGACCAAGACCGCGGUGACCAGCGUGCCGGCGGCGGGGGUGGGCCUGGUCAAGGGGGGCGUCUCCGUGGUGACGGGAGGGGUCGGAGCCGUGGGGUCAGCGGUGGCCAGGAAAGUCACGCCGAAGAAGAAAGACAAGGCCGACUAGGCCCGGCCCUCUCCUUUGUAUUUUUUCUUUUUGUUGUUUUCUUCACCUGGGAGAUCGACAACAGAUCCUCUCUGAAAGGGUUUUGUUUAAGGUACAACACAAGAAGCGACGUGAAAAGGAUAUAAAAUCCAUUACACCCUACUUAUGAUUGUAAAAUUAUUGGGGGUGGGAUAAGGGAGAUGAUCUUAUUUAUCCACCAGAAGGACAAAGUAUCCCAUAUUCCUUUUUAUACCUUCAAUAGAUUAAGAGUAGAUACAUAUUUAAUGGAUUGGCAGUUGAAUGCCCUUCAAGUUGGAAUAGACAGGCCUUUGGUGAGAUAGUUGAUUUGUCUGUUAUUGACAAUAACUAGAAACUAGUGGUGUGAAUGUUCCAUAAUCCUUCAGCUUGGAAUAGCAAUCAUGAAGACAUGCUGGUGUAAUAUAACCAAGUAUUGUGGUAUAAACUGCAUUUUCAUGUAGUGAAAGACAAAGAAAGGUAAAGAGGUAAGAAUUGCUACAUUUCCAAAGAUGAAGUUCUCUCUGUCACGUUGAAUAUUUUUACUUUUUCUGAAACUUUAUGUUUUGUGGUGAUUUCGUUGACUUUGCCUCAUCUUGGACAAAUAAACACUCCGCAAACGCUUAAAAUGUAAAAAAAAAAAAAAAAGAAAUAAUAAUGUUUCUGUUUAGAUACGUUCAACUCAACGCACAGUCUGAAAUUAGCCUCUGGUCGGACGCCAUCCAUUAUUUGUAAGCGAAAGAACAAUGUUUGGAUUUGGUGCAGCCCUUAAGUUGGAACAACUGCAGUAAAAGGACGCUAUCUGUCAGCGUGAGCAAGCUCGCCACUGCAAUUAAAGACAAGGAAGGGAGUUUGAACAGAGGCAGCUAAAUGAUGUAAUGAUCACUUUCGGUACUUACCCGCCCUUAGAGGAAUGGAUGUUCCUCAUUUGAUGCCUGAACGACUAAUAUAGACAUACAGUGUUUACUAAUGAUCCUCAGAUGUAUUUGCGUUGUUUAAAGUGUACUCUCCUCCCAUUUAAAUCACUGGGACUGCAGCCUGACGGUAUUAUUCCUCGAUGCAUCUCCAGCGAGUGUUGAGGGAGCAGGCCCGGUCCAUCGGCGCUGAGCCGGAGCCAUUUUCGAAACCCGCCCGGAGACCACAGGCCUUUACCGACGAUCUCCACGUCAAACGAAUUCCGUGGGGACUAACUCGGACCUUGCCGGGGUUAUUUUGGGUCCAGUGCGACGGGGGCCGUUGUCCUCGCCAGUCGAGUUGAACUUGAAAUCCCAUGUUUUUAUUUUAGCUCGCGAGCAGAGACUCUGCCAAGUAUUUAUGGAGUGCCCGGGAUUUUCCGAGUGUAAACGUUUUUGGGGGGGAAGGCAGAUUAUAAAGUAAUUACUUAAGGAAAACAUUGGAAGUAAAAUCGCACAUUAUGAACCGCGGACCGUUACUGGAAUUAGCGGACAGGUUUAGUACAGUGCUGUUUCAGUGCAUUUCUCGCUCUUACACGAGCUCCGAGCCACCCAAUAGAUUACACACAAGGUCCCGUUCGCUGUCGUUUUGUAUUCCGGUCCUGGCUGCGUAUUAUGGAUUAACUUAUUUAAAAUUGAAAAUUAAAAUGAAUGCUACAGAACAGCCUCCUAUAUUAACGGAGGUGACAGUAUUUCCCUUAGGCGGCUGUCCCGGUUUCCAUUACGUUACGGUACAAAUAGGCACAUUUAGUCCAUAUUUAUAACUAAUUAAGGCUCACUCGCCGGUUGCAUUCUUACUAAUACAUUGGGCUUUUUCCUCAAAACAUUAGCCAUUUCCUCUCUGGGAAGAAAUGUGCUCGAACUUCUAGAAUGCAUUUGGGUCUCCUAGCAACGCUCCUCCCCCCUGGCGUCUGAAGACGCGGAGCGGAGAUGUCCGUCCCGCCCUGACGUCCAAUCGCUCGUCCCCGGGUGUGAACUUAAGAGUCAGUGUGAGUUUGCUUCCAUGGUGAAGUUUCAAUAAAAAUAAAAAAAACCCAGCGCUUGGCAAGGUUAGUUGUGUCUGCUAGAGCGUUGCACGCUGCAGGCAACGGUUUCCCGUACACACCGUGGUUCGUUUCUUUUAUAACGUUUUCUGUUUUUCAUUUGUUUGCCUUUCGCUUGUUCUUUUUCUUCUUUUUUUUUUUUUUUUUUCCUUCAGCGCAUUCGGUUCUGGUAGGCAUUUAAGGUAUUAGAGACCGUUACUGUAAACUGGACUUUGAAGACCGUUUCGAAUUUGUCUAUUAUAGAACUAUUUUUGCAAACUUGAUGCUGUAUUCUUCUUGAAAUAAAGUAUCUCUGUAUUUUAAUACA
This is a messenger RNA of Anguilla anguilla (European eel), 2965 nucleotides long. RefSeq names its product transmembrane protein 263-B-like. NCBI's taxonomy places the organism in Eukaryota, Metazoa, Chordata, Actinopteri, Anguilliformes, Anguillidae. The record is from RefSeq and is a predicted model, not a curated record. The transcript is spliced from 3 exons. The coding region runs from base 288 to 668 and encodes 126 amino acids.